AUGGGGUCGUCAAGCCGCCAAAGUCACACUCAUAUCGACAUUACCCACGUCCGCUCUUCAUCUCCCUCGGCCAAUUCCCAAGACGACGAGCUUCACGAGCACGGUGUCCACGUUUCGCCCGCCGAGAUCUCCCCCCAGUACUCCGUCAUCCAGCCCAGUCAAAGUCAGAGUGGCUCCUCCUCACAUCCCGGCGAAUUUCAGAUCAUUUACCCCAAUGAACUGGGUGACCAGGAUGGUUCCGACCUAGUCUCCAACAGAGAUCCUCGAGAGCAUCAUCUGCAACAGCACCCUUCACGCUCCAACUCGAAUCACAGACAGGUUCCUCGCCCUCAACAGUCACUUCGUGAACAGCCUCGCAGUCGGCCCCGACUCCACCAAAAUACCUCUCCCACUGAGAGCGGUGAUUCCACCGAGGACUUCAUCUCGGGCCCAGACACUAGAUACCAUCCGCGAUCGCAAUCCCAAUACGCACCUGAUGGGCAUUAUCCUCACUCAAAUUCUUCGGGAUCAUUCAACUACCCAGCCGUCCCACACCCUCACCAGGUGGGCCAGGUGAUCGCUUUACAGCCUCAGCCUAUGGCCAUGCCCUACCACCCCCAAUACCCCCAAGGACCGCCCAUGCCAUACCCUCCACCCUCGGCCUAUGGGGGAGGCGGCUAUGGGCAUCCUGCUCCUGGCUCUCAAAUUAGCUCCCCAUACUCCUCACCGUAUCCUCCACCCACCAUGGUCAGCUACGGUGGUGGUCCACCAACAGGCUAUUUCCCUCCUCAAUAUCCUCCUCAAUAUCCGCAACACUAUCAACAGCCAUACAUGCAUUAUCCCCAACAAAUGCCACCGCCAAUCCCAUAUCCUGAAUAUGCUCGGAUACAGCCUCCGCCUCCGAUUUCUCCUCCUCCUGGCUCGGCGCAUGCUUCCGCCGAAAAGAUUGAAAAGCCCAAGGAGGCAAACCCUGAAGAGAUGUUCAAACGCUUUGCCGACUUGAUGAAGGAAGAGCGCGCCCAAGCCGAGCUCACCAAGGAGCAGGAAGCCAUGGAGAGAGCCAAGGCCGAAGCAGCGCGUGCAGAACAGGAGCAGCGGAUCCGUGACGCAGCUCUCCGCCAAGCUGAAGAAAGAUCUCGACAGGAGGCGUUGAGGGCGGAAGAGGAGAAACGCAUUCGCGAGCAGGCUAUCAUACAGGCGGCCGAGAAAGCUCGUGCUGAUGCCGCUGCGGCUGCUGCACGCGCAGAAGAAGAAAGACGCAUCCGACAGGAAGCCAUCAUAGCUGCAGAGGCAAAGGCUAGAGCCGACGCUGCGGCGUUUCAAGAGCGACUAGCCGCUGAACAGCGUAUCCGUGAUGAGGCCCGGCAGGAGGCCAUUCGUGCCUACGAAGAACAAGUUCGAAAGGCUGCUGAACAAGCCGCUCGAGAACAACAGAUUCGCAAAGAAGCAGCAGAAGCAGCACUCAAGGCUGCAGCUGAUGAAGCUGCUGCCAAAGCAGAGAGAGCUGCAGCGGAAAAGAAAAUCUUGGAAGACGCCAUAGCAGCUGCCAAGCAAGGAGCAGAGAAAGAGGCGGCCGAGGCGGCGGCAGCAGCCGAAGAGAAGGCCAAAAAAGAAGCCGAUGAGGCAGCAGCCAAGGUCAAGGAAGCCGAAGAGGCGGCAGCCAAAGCAACUGCUGCAGCCGAAGAAGCAGAAAAGAAGGCGGCGGCAGCGGCCCCUCCUGAGAAGAAAGCCCCUGUGAGAUUCAAGGAUGCUAUUGGCCGCAACUACAACUUCCCGUGGGAACGCUGCCAUCGAUGGAGAGACAUGGAAGGGCUCAUUAAUCAAGCUUUCGCCCAUAUUGAAGGGAUAGGAGAACAUGUCAUGCACGGUCGAUAUGAUCUUAUUGGACCUGACAAAGAGAUUAUCAUGCCCAAUUACUGGGAGUCAACCGUGGAGCCUGAUAUGCACAUCACCAUGAUGCUUUGGCCUAUCCCAGAGCCACCCAAAGAGGAAGAAAUCCAAGUCCCUCCGGACUUUGAUCCCGACGCCAUUCUGAAUCUAGAUGACAUUCUUAACCCGCCCACAGGGGGAAAGAAGAAAGGACAUGCCAAAAAGAAAAAAGGAGGCGGUGGUGGCCUUGCGGGAUGGAUGCUGGGAGGCGCCCCGAGGGCUUCGCGGUCUUUAAAAGGUGAAAAAAAGCCUGAAGUAGCCGCUGGAUCCCAGCACGGUGCCCCUGCCCAACAGGGCAGCUGCACCGUUAUGUGA
Molecule: messenger RNA, 2223 nt
Organism: Exophiala bonariae
Lineage: Eukaryota; Fungi; Ascomycota; Eurotiomycetes; Chaetothyriales; Herpotrichiellaceae
Exons: 4
Coding region: 1-2223 (740 amino acids)
Cellular component (GO): cytoskeleton
Source: RefSeq, a predicted model, not a curated record